Messenger RNA from Eimeria tenella, 4848 nucleotides. RefSeq lists its product as uncharacterized. Gene Ontology annotation, molecular function: DNA-binding transcription factor activity; guanyl-nucleotide exchange factor activity. The coding region runs from base 1 to 4848 and encodes 1615 amino acids. Lineage: Eukaryota; Apicomplexa; Conoidasida; Eucoccidiorida; Eimeriidae. The transcript has 5 exons. Gene Ontology annotation, biological process: regulation of DNA-templated transcription. Gene Ontology annotation, cellular component: cytoplasm. The record is from RefSeq and is a predicted model, not a curated record.
AUGACGAGCACCCCUGAGGCCCAGGGCCUGGACCUGCAGCAGCUGCAGCAGGAGCAACAACUACAGCAGCUGGAGCUACAGCAGGAGCAGCAGCAGCAGCAGCGACAGCAGCAGAAUAAGGGGCUAGGGCAACAGCAGCAGGAAAACAAUGCGUCCGCUCAUUUGGGGGCCGCUCAGCAGGGGGCCCCCAAGGGGCCCCCGGGACCCCAGCAGCUGCCCACAGAAAAGGAUGUGCAUGCAGAAGAUGCAGCAACAGCAGCAUCUGUUGCACCUGCUGAAGCAGCAGCAGGAGCAGCAGAUGGGGCAGAAGACAGUAUCAUUAGGCGGAGCAUCUUCGUGGAUCUGAAAGGUCUGGGGGCCCCGUCUUGGCCCCCAUCCGAGCCGACCCCAGGGGCCCCUUGGGGGCCCCCUGGGGUCGGCAGCAGCAGCAGCAGCAGCAGCGGGGGGGAAGCUGAAGACCUGCAGGGGACAGUAGCAGCCCAAGAGAGCUGCUGCGCUGCUUCUGAGGCGGAGGGGGGCCCCUCUCCCUCAGGGCUGCUGCCUCGCAAUGGGACUUCCUCUGCUGCAGCUGCUGCAGUAGCAGCAGCUGCUGCUGCAGCGGCUGCUGCAGCAGCGGCGGAGGGCGAGGGGGCCUGCGGGGCCGCGGACCUCGCGCUGCUGUCGAAGAAAAUGGACGAAGCAGCGCAGCAGCUGCGCGCUUUUGCUGCUGCUGCUGAAGUGGGGCUGCAGCGCUUCGGCAUGCAUGCAGAAGCCCUGCGUUCGGACUUAGCCGAUAUUUACGUUCGGCUGGCGGAGCUGACGAAGGAGCUGGACGAUCUUCACGACGACGACGCUGCUGCUGCUGCUGCUGCUGCUGCUGGGCCUCCGGCGGCUCCGGCUGCUGCAGACGCAGCAGCAGCAGCAGACAGCUCCGCAGCUGCAGCAGCAGCAGCAGCAGCAGCAAAAGCUGAAGGGGGGCCGCCCACGCAGCAGCCAAAGCUUUCUUGGGCUGUUGACCCUUCAGUGGUUCGUCUCUCAGCUGCGCCGCCGGCUUUGGGGCUGGGCAUGCUGGACGUGCUGCAGCACGAGGAGGAGCAGCAGCUGAAGCAGCUGCAGCAGCAGCAGCAGCAGCAGCCGCGGCCGCAGCAGCUCAUCGGGGGGCCCGUCCUCUUCGGAAACGGACAAGUGGCGGAUGAGUUCGAUUCUGCUGCUGAUCUUUAUUUAGAAACUACUGAUGUGCUGCGGCACUACUUGGUGGCUUGUGACGCUGAGAGGCUGCAGCAGCAGCAGAAGCAACAGCAGAUACGAGAGGCUGUUCUCCGGCAGCGCCGGGAAGUCGCCCUCAAGCUGCAGCAGGAGCAGCAGCAGCAGCAGGAGCAGCAGCAAGCAGCACAAGGAGACCGGCAAGAAGACGCUUCAGAUCCCGCAGCGGCUGAGCGAGACAGCUCAGGGGCGCCGUCACUCCCAGCAGCAGCAGCAGCAGCAGCAGCAGCAACGGCAGCGGAAACAGGAGCGGCGCCUGGGGAGGGCGUCGAGCCUCCGGUUCCUGCUCCAGCCGGAGCAGCCGCAGCAGCGGCUCCUGCUGCUGCUGCUGCUGCUGCAGCACCUGCUGCAGAAGAGGCCGAGGCGCUCAGUAUAGGCUGUGGCGAACUCUAUAAAGAAGACCUCUAUGGGGGCCCCAUCCACCCCUGGGCGGACUGCCGCUCGAUUUUGUCUGCUGCAGCAGCAGCAGCAGCAGCAGUGGGGUGGCUGGUGGAGGACGGAGAGGGCCCGGAAGGAGAAGCAGCAGCAGCAGCAGCGCUGGCGGCCGGCGCUGCAGCAGCAGACGAAGAAGCAGCAAAUGAAGCAGCAGCUGAAAACCAAGUGGCUCUCCACACUUCUUGUGCCUGGAGGGCCCCCUGCGCGCUGCUGCCGCACAAGCUGCGGGGCCCCGAUGACCCCAGCCGGCCGCGGCCCCCAUUGCUGCAGCAGGUAGUGCAGCAGCUGCAGCAGUCUGCUGAAGCUGCUGCUGCUGCGAAGCGCAGACACCGCCGCUUCCAGUACCCCCAGAGUGACUGCGCCUCAGUUGCAAGCGCAGACGCUGACCAGCAGCCGCAGCCGCAGCAGCAGCAGCAGCAGCAGCAACAAGUGCCAAGUCGGCACGGGUCUGCCUACCGACACGAGCAGCAGCAAGCAGAGCCUCAGCCUCCCCAGGUGCAGCAGCAGCAGCCUCCAGCGUCGUCCCAGCAGCAGCAACCGUCACAGCCUCAUCCCCAGCAGCAGUCACAACAGCAGCAGCUGCAGCAGCAGCAGGAGCAGCAGCCGCAGGCUCCGCAGCCGACCCCGCUGCAGCAGCCGCGACAGCCGCCGCCGCCGCCGCAGCAGCAGCAGCAGCAGCCGCAGCAGCAACAGCAGCAAGCGGAGGCCGAGCGAGUGCCUGGAGUCGUGUUCGACCCCCAGAGGAACUGCUGGGAAGCGAGAUGGGUUGAAGAUGGCAGCGCCCAUUCGAAGUCCUUCUCGGUGACGAAAUACGGCAAAGAUUUGGCCUACAAGCUGUCCGUACAGUGCAGGCUUGCCCACGCGCCGGACGGAACUCAAGGAGCGACGGAGGCGAGCAGCAGCCGCAGCAGCAGUAGCAACAGCAACAGCAGCAACAGCAAGAAGGAGUUUGCUGCAGCACACGCAGCAGAGGCUCCUUCCCAGCCACGUCGCCGCAUGCGUACAGGGGCAGGUGCAAGAAGGUCCGCAGUUUCAGGGCUGAGCAGUGCAGCCCACAGCAGCAGCAGCAGCAGCAGCAGCAGCGGCGUCAAGGCUGAGCAGCAGGCCAUGGGGCCCGCUCGAGUCAACGGCCGGGGCAGCAGCCACAGGAACGGCAUUCUGGGCGUUUCGUUUUCUCGCACUGGCAAUGCGUGGCUGGCGUACAUAAAGAACCGGAGCACCAAGAGCCAAAUAAACCGCUACUUUCGGGUUUCUGUUUACGGCUGGAAAGGCGCCAAGAGGAAGGCAAUAGAGGCCAGGCUCGAGCUGGAAGAAGAAAUGAAAAAGCUGCACCAGGGACACUGGGAUGUAUCGCCGUGCAUGCCUCCUGCUGUUUACUUCGACGCGGAGGCGAACGCCUGGGUGGCGGCAGCUCACGACCCAGUGACUGGCCAGCUGGUGACCAAAGCCUUCCCCGUAGAAGAGACCCCCGGGGGCGCAGCAGCAGCUCGCAGCGCCGCCAUAGAGGCGCGGCUGGAGAUGGACGGCGAUGACGAAAAGGAAGUGCGAAUGGGUCUUGGGCGUGGCGGGGUGGAGCACGAGGAGGAGUCCCAGCAGGUACCAGUGGGGGUCCCUGAGGCCAGCCCCGAGGUGGCCUUGGCGCAGCAGCAGCAGCAGCAGGAGCCGAAGCUCGAAGACCCAUCCGCAUUCGAGGCCGCAAACGGAUGCCCCCCCAAACAUGAGCUGCACUCGCAACAGCCGGACCUGCAGCAGCAGCAGCAGCAGCAACUGAUGAAGCCCGCGCCGUGUGGCGCCGCUGAAGGACUGCCUCAGCUGGACCCCUCGGGUUUAGGUGCGCUCGAGCAGCAGCAGCAGCAGCAGCAGCAGCCUGUUAGUGAUGUGGCAUACGGCGGGGACUACGCAGCAGCAGCAGCAGCAGCAGCAGCAGCACCUGCUGCCGCUGCUGUUGCAGCAGAUGAAGACGGUAGAGCGAAAGCAAGAAAAAGACGCCGAAACCCCAGUGCUCUUGUAGGGGCUCCCGGGGGGGGCCCCCUCAGCUCUAAGGGCAGGAGGCCCCGCAGCGACAGUGCUGUGUAUGAGGGUCUGGAUCAGAAGAGGGGCUGCGCCUCGCCUGGGUCCCUUCAUGGCGCCGAGUCUGCUGCUGCUGCUGCUGCUGCGGCAGUUGCUGCAGCAGCCAGCACCCCGGCGGUGGUAGACGUGCUUGGAGAGGCGGCGAAAUCCAUGGACCCGUCUCAGUCUUCCGCUAACCAGGAAGCAGUCGCAGCAGCAGCAGCAGCAACGGCAGCGUUUCAAUGCUCUGCAGCAGCAGCAGGCCUUGCAGCAUCAGGCGCUCUGGCGGCAGCAGAGACGCAGCACCAGCAGCAGCAGCCGCAGCAGGCUGGGACUCUGGGGAUCGCGGGUGGCUUGUGCGGCAACAACCACACUGCUGCUGUGCAGGUGCAGCAGCUCUCAGCGCUGCUGGUACCUGAGCAUUUGCAGGCCCCGCCCCCGCCGCCACAGCAGCAGCAGCAGCAGCAGAAACCCUACUGCUGCGCGCAGCACCUAGAGAUGCUGCAGCAAAUGGAUGAGAUCCAGCGGCAGCUACCUGAAGUGGCCCUCUGUAGGCAAAGUAUGUACAGGAGAUUGGUUUCUAUGCCGGAGCAGCCAGUGACACCGGAGCAGCUGCGGGAGAUAGAGUCCGCGCGGGCGGACUUUGACGAGUUGUCGCAGCAGCAGCUGCGCAUGGAGCAGCAGCUGCAGCUGCUGAACCAGCAGCAGCACUACCACGCACUGCAGCACAGAGCAGAGCUGCUGCAGCAGCAGCAACAACAGGGAAUACCGCAGCAUGCGCCACCACCGAGCCAAGACCUGCUGCAGCAACAGGGGAUUAUGAAUGAACAGGACCUGCUGCAGCAACGGGUGCUGCAGCAACGGCUGCUUCAACAAAGGGUGCUACAGCAGCAGCUGAUGCAGCAGCAGCAAUUCAUCCAGCAGCAGCAGCUGCUGCAGCAGCAGCAACUGAUGCAGCCACAACAGUUGCAAACGCAGCAGCUGCAGCAACAGCGCCUACCUGCAGCUGCAGAUCCUUUUUCUCAGCUCAGCGCUGCUGCAGUGAGUGCUGGCGCACAAGGUGCAGUGGCUGACGAGCAGCAGCAGCAGCAGCAAGCUUUCUUCGCUCAGCCAACGUUUUGA